Messenger RNA from Trichophyton benhamiae CBS 112371, 4617 nucleotides. RefSeq names its product Pfs, NACHT and WD domain protein. The record is from RefSeq and is a predicted model, not a curated record. The transcript has 3 exons. The coding region runs from base 1 to 4617 and encodes 1538 amino acids. NCBI's taxonomy places the organism in Eukaryota, Fungi, Ascomycota, Eurotiomycetes, Onygenales, Arthrodermataceae. Gene Ontology annotation, molecular function: protein binding.
AUGUCAACCCUCGAUAUAGAUCUGAAGAGGAGACCGAGUGACGAUCUAGCGAACUCGGCCAAAUCCUUGCGACUUGAGGAUAAAAAAGAUAACCAAUACAAUAAUGAUGGCGACGGCUCUCAAUACAAUAAUACUUCCACCGGCAGGCAGUAUGUUGCCGACCAAAUUAACAUCACCGAAAACCGGAUAGACAAGGGCGAAAACCUCGAGUUUCUCAAGGACUUGCGGUUGACAGACCCUCGCGACGACAAGUCUCGUAUCCUGGACACAAAGGGUGGCCUUCUGACUAAAUCAUACGAAUGGAUUGUUGAUUUUGGGGAUUUUAAGAAAUGGCGCAGUGACCAGGGCAGCGGCGUGUUCUGGAUCAGCGGUAGUCCAGGCAAGGGGAAGACUAUGCUUCUCUGCGGCAUCAUUGACCACCUGAGUAACCCCGGUGUUAAGCAUAUUCCUCCAUCUUUCUUCUUUUUCCAGGAAGGCGAUUCGCAGCUUAACAACGCUACUACUAUGCUCCGGGGCUUAAUCUACCUUCUUGCUCUCCAACACCGAUCAUUUCUCGAAUACUUGCAGGAAAGAUAUAGUCUCAGUGGCGGAACGCUUUUCGCAGACCCAGAGAACUUCUUCGCCCUAUCCAAUGUUUUCAGAAACAUGCUGUCGAUCCAGACGACGAAGCCAAUAUACCUAAUUGUUGAUGCGCUCGACGAGUGUCAAACAGAUUUACGAAAGUUACUAGACCUUAUAUGCCAGACAUCAUCGACACCAUCCAAUUGUGUCAAGUGGAUUGUCUCCAGCCGCAACCUAUACGAUAUCAAGGAGGUAUUAGGGCCUUUUGAACACAAAGUCUACCUCAGCCUCGACCAAAACGAUGCGCUGAUAUCUACCGCCGUUAACACAUAUAUCGAUCAUAAAGUGGGUCAACUCUCAAGAGCCAAAGGAUACAGCCGUGCAGUGCAAGAGGAGGUUCGGAAAUAUUUGAAAGAAAACGCCAACGAAACGUUCCUCUGGGUAGCUCUGGUGUGUCAGCGCCUGUCGGGUAUCAAGCCGUGGAAUACGCGCGCCGAAUUGCAUAAAUUCCCCCCUGGGCUGCAGGAUAUGUAUGGAGUUAUGCUUGGCCAAAUGCUGAAGUUAGAUGAUAAUGAUCUUGACUUCUGCAAAAGCAUACUCGCCAUCGCAAUGAUUGCUCAUCGGCCCAUUACAUUUGCUGAGCUUCCUUCUCUAAUUGAGCUCGAAGGUGAUAUCUCAGGGUACACUGAGUGGCUCGAAGAUAUCAUUAAGCUUUGCGGUUCGUUCCUGAUCACUCGUCGAGAGACUAUCUAUUUCGUACAUCAAUCUGCAAAGGAGUACCUACAGACUCAUGCCUCCACUGAAAUUAUGCCGUCUGGAAUCUCUGAUGUUCACUAUAACGUUUCUUUACGGUCACUUACGACUUUGAUGCGGACGCUGAGACGGGACAUCUAUGCUCAAUCUCGACCCGGAUUGGCCAUCAAUCAGAUGGAACAGCCUGACCCAGAUCCUCUGAAGGCUGUCCGAUACUCUUGCGUGUACUGGGCCCACCAUCUCCAUGAAGCCUACACAAAGAACCUACAAAAAUGCCGGGAUUGCCUCAGUCGAGGCGAUAAUAUUGUUUACCAAUUUCUUAGAAAGCUCUUUCUCUAUUGGCUUGAAUCUCUGAGUCUAUUGAGGCGGAUGCGAGCAGGCAUAAUUGCCGUAGAGAAGGUCGAAGCAGUACUUGAGGACCUGGGUGCCAACCCUAAUUUUCUGACGCUUGUCCAAGAUGCUCGAAGGUUUGUUCUAUACAACCAGGUGCUGAUUGAGAAUGCGCCGCUUCAAACAUAUGCCUCAGCUCUCGUCUUCAUACCUGCGAAGAGUGUUAUUAAGGAGUCAUUUCGAAUGGAAGAGCCAAAAUGGAUGAAAACAUACCCCAUAAUGGAAGAUAGCUGGAGUGCGUGUCUCCAGACACUCGAAGCCCACAAUGAUACAAUCAGAUCGGUGGUUUUCUCCCACGACCAUAAACAUCUUGCAUCAGCCUCAAGCGAUUAUUCCAUUAAAAUCUGGGAUGCGGUAUCCGGGAAAUGGGAGAAAACCCUCAAAGGCCAUAGUAACUGUGUUACCUCCUUAGUUUUCUCACACGACAAUAACCUGCUAGUUUCCGCUUCAAACGACAAAACUAUUCGGUUCUGGGGAGCCCAUUCGGGAAAGUGUCUGCAGACUCUCAGGGGCCACGAGAAUCACGUCAGAUCGGUUGUUCUCUCUUAUGACAAGGAGUUUCUUAUUUCUGCCUCGUGCGACCGCACUAUCAGGAUUUGGAAUAUUACCUUGGGCGAGUGUGUUCGAACUCUUAAAGGCCACCUUGAUUGGGUUAACGCUCUAGCGCUCUCGCACAAAAGUGGUCUACGUCACCUUGCAUCAGCCUCAAGUGAUCGAACUAUCAGAAUAUGGGAUGUCGAUGAUGGUAGAUGCAUUACAAUACUCAAGGGCCAUAGCGACUGGGUUAAUUCAAUAUCCUUCAAGCAAAACAGCGUAUAUCUUGCUUCGGGAUCAAGUGACAAAACUGUGAGAAUUUGGGAUGUUGCUACAUCCUCCUGUGUGAAAGUACUCCAAGGCCAUACCAACUGGAUCAAUUCCGUAGCAUUCUCUCACAAUGGCAAGUACCUCGCAUCUGCGUCCAACGAUGCAUCCAUUAAGAUCUGGAACAGUGAUGGCAAAUGUGAACAGACUCUUCGGAGUCAUAGCUGGACAGUGACCGCUCUGGCAUUUUCCCCGGACGACCAGCGUCUGAUAUCUGGCUCCUCGGACCGUACGAUCAAGGUCUGGGAUAUGAGUAUUAUUGGCAAAAAUAUGCGAGUUAUCAGUGCUCAUGAUAAAUGGGUUGAUUCGUUAACAUUCUCCCGUGAUGGCAAAUACAUAGCAUCGAUAUCAGACGACUGGACGCUCAUGAUCUGGAGCGCAACCACGGGUGAGUAUAUGCAUACACUCGGAAGCCACAAGGAUAUGCUCAAUGGGCUAUGUUUUUCAAGUGAUACCUAUUUAGCGUCUGCUUCAAGCGACCGAACCGCCAGGAUAUGGGAUAUCACUACGGGUGAAUGCAAGGAAACCCUAGAAGGCCACGAGGACUGUGUCAAUUCUGUCGAUUUUUCGCCUGAUGGAAGCCUCCUCGUAUCCUCUUCGGGCGACCAUACUGUUAGAGUCUGGGAGGUUGACACUGGCAUGUGCAUACAGUUAUUCGAAGGCCACACUGAGUCGGUGGGAACAGCUGUGUUUUCAACAGAUGGCCAGUACAUCGCUUCCUCAUCACGCGACAAAUCUGUCAGAAUUUGGAGUAUUGCAGAAGUAGAAUGCGUAUGGGUAUUGAAUGGCCACGAUGGUUGGGUUAAUUCAGCAGUCUUUUCGGACGACAGCCAGUUCAUUGCAUCAACGUCAACAGAUAAGACAGUCAGAAUCUGGCAUGUCCGUACGGGUGUCUGCGCCCGCGUUCUCCAUGGUCAUAAGGACUCGGUCAAUGCCGUCGCCUUUUCACAUAGCGGCAAGCUCCUCGCUUCGACAUCAGCUGAUGAGACUCUCAGGAUCUGGGAGACCAGCACAGGCAAGUGCAUCGCUGGUAUCAAUGCAAGAAUUCUUCUUCAUACUGUGUCCUUCGACCCGACAGAUUCUUAUCUACUUACUAAAAUCGGGCGAGUCGCACUCGGUUCAUUAUUACAGCCCAAAACCGGACAGACAAUCUGGUAUGGCUACGGUAUGAGCCCUGACUUGACUUGGAUAACUUGCCACGGUCAAAAUCUGAUGCGUGUGCCCUCUGAACACAAUCUACUUUGCAGUGCUGUAUUCGAAUCGACAGUUGCCAUUGGCACUGAGGCUGGAAAGGUGUUUGUGCUAGAAUUCAAACCAGAUAUGAUAUUCCCGUCUCCGCGGGUGGAAGAAAACUGGAUGAUAGACGAGCCAAUGGCGGAGGGUUGGCAAGCGCCGCCCAUCAUCCCGUUCCAUGAGCUUAGCGCUUCCGCGCAAGCGACAAGCGCCCCGCUCACGCAGGACGGUGAUAUCUCUUCGGAACAGGAGGCUGCUGGGUCACCCAUGCAGAAUUACGACGUCACAAUGAGGAGGGAAUCAGAUUCAGACGGUCGAACACCUCUACAUCUUGCUGUUUUGAGCAAUAAUGAGCAGCUCGUGCUACAGCUUUUGAGAGACAAAGAAGUAGACCAAAACGCAAAAGACAAGCAUUCACGGACUGCUCUUUUCUAUGCGAUGCAACAGAGGAAAACAAAAAUUGCUCUUGCUCUGGCAGAGAAGUGGAAUGUUGCAACCCGAGUGGUCAUAAGUCAUUUAAAUCACCCGGCGCAGGAUUACAAAGACAAGUCUCUCUUCAAUGCGAUUAUGAGACAAAACCACGACGAAAUAGGAUUUUUAAUAGAAACUGGUGCAAACACUGAAGCUAGAGGGUACGGUAUCUGGCCUGGCUGGAAAGGUACUACACUCCACGAAGCAGCAUGGUUUGGAACCCUGGAGAUUCUGCAGCUCAUGCUAGACUGUGGAGCAGAAAAAUAUGCAACAGAUAUUGGGGGUCGAACUCCUUCACAUCACCCAAACUGGUCCCGUACCAAAGAGAUAUCCAAAUUUUUGAGUUGA